This is a messenger RNA of Striga asiatica, 477 nucleotides long. Lineage: Eukaryota; Viridiplantae; Streptophyta; Magnoliopsida; Lamiales; Orobanchaceae. The record is from the annotation of a GenBank genome assembly.
AUGCACCCGCCGUUCGUCCACAGCGUCUCCACCAUCUCAGGCCCGCCGUUCGUCCGCCGCGCCACCGCCAUCUCAGGCCGCAGUUCGUCCGCCGUGCCGCUGUAUACUUCCACAAGUUCGUUGUCGUGCGCUCGCCGUUCGUCCGCCGCGCCUCUGCCAUCUCAGUCCCGCCGUUGGUCCGUCACGCUUCCGCCAUCUCAGGUCGGUCGUUGGUCCGUCGCGCAUCCGCCACAGACACACACACAACCCAGACGCCGUCGGACAGCACCAUCGGCAGCCUUGGGUUCCGUCUGCCGCCACCAAACCGCAGCCGUCGAAGGUGCGUUUGCAGUGUGGGCCACUAGGCCGCAAGAGGGAUAUGGCCCAUGGGCCGUAUGGAUUUAUUUGGGAAUUGGGUUUUGCGUGAAGUUCCACCCAAUGAAUGGGGCCCAGUGGGCCAUUGGGGUCUACUUGAAUAAUAGAAAUUUCAACACGUAG